GCCGCUUCGCCAGCCCCGCAGCCCGCUGGCACCAUGAAUUGGGGCACCGAGCUGUGGGAUCAAUUUGACACCCUCGAAAAACACACCCAGUGGGGUAUCGACAUUCUGGAAAAAUAUAUCAAAUUCGUCAAAGACCGGACUGAAAUUGAGAUCAAUUAUGCAAAGCAGCUUAGGAACCUCGCCAAGAAAUACCAGCCCAAAAAGAACUCCAAAGAAGAGGAUGAAUACACGUAUUCAUCAUGUCGGGCUUUCUUGGCAACUUUGAACGAAAUGAACGAUUACGCCGGUCAACACGAGGUCAUUUCAGAGAACAUGACCUCCCAAAUCACCACCGAGUUAGCCCGUUAUGUACAAGAACUCAAGCAGGAAAGAAAAUCGCAUUUUCAUGACGGACGGAAAGCGCAGCAAUACAUAGAAACCUGUUGGAAACAGCUGGAAUCAAGUAAACGGCGAUUUGAACGGGAUUGCAAAGAGGCAGAUCGAGCGCAACAGUACUUUGAGAAGAUGGACGCGGACAUCAAUGUCACGAAAGCAGAUGUCGAAAAGGCACGUCAGCAAGCUCAGCUCCGUCACCAGAUGGCCGAAGACAGCAAAGGGGAGUAUCUGUCCACGUUACAGAAGUUCAACCACGAGCAACGGGAACAUUACCACACGCACAUCCCCAAUAUUUUUCAGAAAAUCCAAGACAUGGAAGAGAGACGGAUCAUCAGAAUAGGAGAAUCCAUGAAAACGUUUGCCGAGGUGGAUCGCCAGGUGACACCCAUCAUCGGGAAGUGCCUGGAUGAGAUCACCAAAGCAGUAGAUUCCAUUGAUCCGAAGCACGAUUCUCAGCUCGUGAUCGAUGCCUUCAAAUCGGGCUUCGAACCUCCGGGAGAUGUCGAUUUUGAAGACUUCACCCAGCCGAUCAAGCGAGCCGUUUCCGAAUCGAGUCUCUCUAACUCCAAAGAGACCAAGUCCGAAUCCAGAUUUUCCACCAAGUCCAAGGGCAAAUUAUGGCCAUUUAUGAAAAAAAGCAAGCUUAUGUCCCUUUUAACACCCCCCUAUCAGCCUCCUCCUCUGCCCCCUUCCUCUGCCUCGCCUUCUGCUCUUCCAAAUGGCCCUCAGUCCCCCAAGCAGCCAAAGGAACCCCUCUCCCAUCGCUUCAACGAGUUCAUGACCUCCAAGCCCAAAAUCCACUGCUUCAGGAGCCUAAAGCGCGGGCUUUCCCUGAAGCUGAUAACUUUGAAUAUGCAGGUCUGGAAUUUAAUGGAGGGCGGAGGACCAGAAGAUUAUAGCAAUCUUCCCCCGGAGCAACGGAGAAAGAAACUGCAGCAGAAAGUGGAUGAAAUCAACAAGGAUAUUCAGAAAGAGCUGGAUCAGAGAGAGGCCUUAACGAAAAUGAAAGAUGUCUACAUCAAGAACCCUCAAAUGGGGGAUGCAGCCAGCGUGGACCUUAAGUUAGCUGAACUCGGUCAAAACUUGGAGAAGCUGAGGCUGGAAGUACAAAAAUUUGAGGGCUGGUUAGCGGAGGUGGAAGGUCGGUUACCUGUCCGAACAGAGGUGAUGCGCCGCCAGAGUGGAGCGUACGAGCCCCAGAGUAACACCUUGACCGUCACAAACUGUGUCCAGGACCGAGAGAGCAGUCCCGAUGGCGGUUACACAGAGGAACCCAGCCAGGAGAGUGAGAUGAAAACGCCGACGACCGAAUUCGACGAUGAAUUUGACGAUGAGGAGCCCCUACCCACCAUUGGUACCUGCAAGGCUCUCUACACCUUUGAAGGACAGAAUGAAGGAACCAUUUCUGUGACGGAAGGAGAAACCUUGUAUGUCAUAGAGGAAGACAAAGGAGACGGGUGGACUCGCAUCCGGAGGAACGAGGAUGAGGAAGGCUACGUCCCCACUUCUUACGUCGAGGUCUUUUUGGAGAAGAACGCCAAAGAUUCCUAAAGAAAAAA
Pseudonaja textilis is the source of this 1934-nucleotide messenger RNA. The record is from RefSeq and is a predicted model, not a curated record. NCBI's taxonomy places the organism in Eukaryota, Metazoa, Chordata, Lepidosauria, Squamata, Elapidae.